Molecule: messenger RNA, 681 nt
Organism: Eimeria mitis
Lineage: Eukaryota; Apicomplexa; Conoidasida; Eucoccidiorida; Eimeriidae
Product: SAG family member
Exons: 3
Coding region: 1-681 (226 amino acids)
Source: RefSeq, a predicted model, not a curated record
AUGGCGGCCCUUAAGCUUUUUUCGCUCGCCUCUGCGUCUGCGCUUCUGAUGGCCGACGCCGUCCAUCAAACGCCAAAACAAACUCCAUUGACAGCGAGAACAGUAUCCUCAACAUACACUGUAAAUCUUGGGGAGACUGGUGUGUGCCUCGACGAAAUCAACGAUGCACGCCAAGCCGCUGGACUCGAACACUUCAAAACGCCCAGCGCAGAAGUAACGUGGCCUAAAACUAGCGCGGCGAAAGCGGAGCAGCCAAGUAGUGCCUGGAAUCCUGUUUGUGAAGCUCUGAUAGCAGAGGAAUCAGAAGAAGGAGAACCUGGCGCAUAUGCAACUGAAUUUCAAAGUGGCACAUACGCCUUCAUGGCCUUGGAAUCGGAGACGCCCGACUGUGCCGCCGCAGUGAAGCACUGGAAGGACGCCGCCAGCAACUUCACUACAAUCCCUCCGGCGAAGAAUAAAGAACCGAAACUCUACGAGAAACAGCAGAACGUUUCCCUUAUUGCUCUGUACAACCCUUCAGACAAUGCCGCUAUUGACUGCCGGGUUGUGACCUGCACUCUACCAGGUUCCGAACCGUCAACGUCCAACAUCCGGAGCGCUGAGAAAGACAAGCAUGGCUAUGCUCUACUGUGCAUGACCACACCUGAUGCACUUGAAGGCGAGGAUGCUCCCUUCGAGUAA